AUGGGGAAGGCUCAUCCCCUCCUCUCCUCCGCUUCUCCUCGCCUUCGUCUCACCUCCGCAGCAGGCAAUGGCGUUCCCCUGCUGUCCGUGACAUCAGCAUGCCCCACUGCUCGAGGUAGCAGGAGGAACGCAAGGUCGAGGGCCCUUAGUGUGAGGUGCGAGCAGGGAGCCAAGGGCGGCGGUGGCGGCGGGCUGGACGUGUGGCUAAGCCGCGGCGGGAUGCUGGGCUUCAUGGGGGUGGUGGCCGUGGAGCUGACCACCGGCAAAGGGGUGCUUCAGAACGUUAGCCUGACCGCCCCACUGCCGACGGUGGCGCUGGGGCUCACCGGCGUGGUCGGGAUCUUCACGGCCUUCAUUAUCUUCCAAUCCGGGUCGCAGGACUGA
This is a messenger RNA of Setaria italica (foxtail millet), 384 nucleotides long. Its product is annotated as stress enhanced protein 1, chloroplastic. The transcript is spliced from 2 exons. NCBI's taxonomy places the organism in Eukaryota, Viridiplantae, Streptophyta, Magnoliopsida, Poales, Poaceae. The record is from RefSeq and is a predicted model, not a curated record. The coding region runs from base 1 to 384 and encodes 127 amino acids.